Molecule: messenger RNA, 2129 nt
Organism: Labrus mixtus (cuckoo wrasse)
Lineage: Eukaryota; Metazoa; Chordata; Actinopteri; Labriformes; Labridae
Exons: 9
Coding region: 264-1043 (259 amino acids)
Source: RefSeq, a predicted model, not a curated record
GCUGAUAAACAGGGUGUGUGUCUUUAAGCAGCUCAAACAGCAGCACUGUUUGUUCAGCCUGUGAAUGAGUAAACCUUCACCAGGAAGAAGUCUUCACAUACAGUAUCAGAGCCUGAACCCACAGCUGUGUGCACCAUGGACCCAGGUCUCGUGUUUGUUUGACAGGACUCAGACGGGAUGAUUCAACUGCUGCUGCUGCUUCAAAUCUUGCUGAGCUGGAACUUUGAAUACAAGUGUAAUCUCUCCGUCCUCCCUCAGUGAUCAUGGCUGCUAUCGGAGCAGACGUCACCGCGUCGCAGUUCUUCCUGCCGUCGGGAGUCGUCAGUUUCUUCAUCCUCCUCCUCCUCCUCUCCAUCUUCCUCACCGCUCUCUGCAGCGACUGUGGCAGACGUUCAUUCGAGCUGCGAGAACCCGAGGACAAAAACCCUUCAACUCUGAUCCGAGUGGUGAAGCUGGAGGAAGCCAUGGUGGCGAGAGAGAAUCCAAUGAUCAAUGAGAUCCAAAAGGAUGAGAAAGAGUUUAAGUCUGUAGAAGAGACCACUGUGUCCUUCAGUGCAUUAAGGAGCCAGAUGGGGGCGCCGCAGCAGAACCGCCACGAUGUUCAGACUAACGGCAGCACAGCGGUGGUGAAGACAGCGAGAGAUUCUGAAUCUGCUGGAGAUACUGAAGACGAAAUCUCUGUGGAGUUCACUCCCUGGAGGCACCACCUGAGGGCGCCACAGAGUCAAGAGGUGAACAGCUCUGACUCCUCAGACUCCGCCCACAUCUACAACACCAUCGGAGGAGGGCGGAGCAGCAGCGGCGGAGGUGAUGCUGACACGCCAUCUCCAGCGACCAAUCACAAGCCACAGGAGCAGCUUGACUAUGUUGGCUCUGCAGUGAUGGUGGAUGUAAAAUCAGUGUAUGCACGAAUCAGCAGGCCGGUGAGAGUGACCACGCCCACUGAACAAACAGCUGACCAGGUACAGGUGAAGGAGAGGGAGGAGGAGCAGGAGGAGUCUUCUCCUCCACUGCCAGACAGGAGGGCCGCGGUGGAGGCGUGAGGAUGAUGAUGAUGAUGAUGAAGGAGCUGAGACAAAGACUGAGACGUAAGAAGGAAAAUGAAAGACUUAAUAUGAAGGACGACAGAUGAAAGAUGGAGGACAAACAUCUAGCGAUUAACAAAUCGAUGGUUUUAUAAAUAUGUUUAAAAUUCUGGAUUCAUUUCAUUCAUUACAGGGAGCCUCUGCAUUCUUUUUCUUUAACAAUCACCUCUUAUGAUCUCUGAGAAGCUGUCAAAUGUUCAAAUCAAAGUAAUGGGUGCGGACUCAGGUCCCGUGUCCACCAAUCGUUUCUUUCCGGGCAGAAAAGCACAUGCUGUGGGGCGCUGGUGGCACAGUGGUUAGUGUGCACACCCCAUGUGUGGAGGCUGUGGUCCUCAAAGCGGGCGGCCCAGGUUCAAAUCCCACCUGUGCCUCCCUUCAUGCAUGUCACUCCCCUCUCUCUCACCCUGAUUUCCAAUUCAAUCCACUGUCCUAUCUCUCCAUUGAAGGCUCAAAAAGCCCAAAAAUAAGUCUUGAAAAAAGGAAAAAAAAAGUGCUGGCUGUGCGCUGGGGAGCUCUUGUAUGAAGUGUUUGCACGCUGAGAAGAAGAGCGUUGCUUGCCCACAGUCUGUUGGCAGCUGUAUGACCUUUACUUUUUACUGCAUGUUUAAUAUCUGAGAUCGUUUAUUUCCCGAUCAGACAAGGCGUGAGGAGGAUGUGGGUACAAGACACGAUCAGUAGGCGGCAACAACUACGGGGAAUAUCAUACAUUUGGUAAAUACUGCGGUGAUGUCAACAGCGCCUUUCUGGAGAGCUGAAAGAUUUUAGCACUCAGAACGGCUGCACCAAAAAGGCGGAGCGCUCAGAAAAAUAUACGCUGGGCUCUGCACUUUUUCUCCAGGCGUCCGCUUUCUGCUGGGAGCGCUCGCUACUCACUGAAAACAAUUGGAAAAAAAAGACGCUGGCGCUCAGGAAAAACACCAGGUGGACACGGGGCCUCAUCGUUCCUGUUGCAUAGAGUCCAUUGUCACGUUCAGAACUCUUUUUUGAAGUCUUUAUACUUUUAUAUCCUGUAUAUCAUAUCAGGAUUGGUUGCUGAAUGCACAU